Messenger RNA from Exophiala spinifera, 477 nucleotides. RefSeq lists its product as uncharacterized. NCBI's taxonomy places the organism in Eukaryota, Fungi, Ascomycota, Eurotiomycetes, Chaetothyriales, Herpotrichiellaceae. The transcript is spliced from 2 exons. The coding region runs from base 1 to 477 and encodes 158 amino acids. The record is from RefSeq and is a predicted model, not a curated record.
AUGGCUGCUUCGUUCGGCUACUCGAGACUCGACCCGAUACUGUACGACUUGAGCCAUGCUGCUGGUGCGAGGCAGUUCCAGAAGAUGGCCAGAGAAUUCAUGGCAGUUGUCAGAAUCACCCCAGAUAUGGAUGCAGAACAUCUUGUGAACUUCUCCAAGAUUGUUGAUAAUGCCGAUGGCUGGGCUCUGGCCUCCAACGUCGUUCCAGAAUUCCGUCUUCCUCAAGACACCGACACCGACGAAAACACUGCCCUUCAUCUGAUUCUGCGCACCAUGCGCCACAAGAGACCACGGGUGAACAUGUAUGAUGGAAGCUCUCGGGCAGAGGAGGCUGAGAAGGAGUUGCUAAGAAAGGAACAUCGCGCCAUAAUCGACUACGUAGAGACUUGCGGCCUGGGGAUUGAACGUGCGACGCCUGAGGAGGUUGCUGCCGCAAACGAACUCUACGAGAGAGUGGUAAACAUGUUGGAGAGGUGA